CCGCCCUGCACAGAACGUCCCCCCCCCCCCCCCCCCCCUCCGAAGGAAGGAAGAAGAAGUAGAAGAAGGAGAGAGCACACCUCCUCCGGUCGUCGCCACCGCCGGUGUUCGCGUCUCCCGGGUACCCGGAAGGUCGAGUUUCUUGCGGCGGCGGCGGCAUGGGGUUCGUGCGGUCGGAGGAGAGGCAGCGGGCGGAGAUUGAGGAGCUCCGGCGCGUGCUGCUGGCGUGCGCCGCCGUCCACCGGAGGAAGGACGACGACGGGAUCGGGGCCCCUCCCAGGGCCGCGCCGAGGGGCGACGACGACGACGAGGACGACGAGGCGGGCGGCGGAGGGGGGAGGGCGGUGUGCGUCACCAGCGGGGUGUCGUUCUUGGGCCGGGCCCUCGUGAGCCGGCUCCUGCUCCGCGGGUACUCCGUUCGGAUCCUCGUCGACAACGAAGAGGACAUGGAGAAGCUGAGGGAGAUGGAGACCUCGGGGGAGAUGGGGAGCGCCCGGAGCAAUUUCAGCGCGGCGGUGGCGAAGCUGGGCGACGUGCAGAGCCUGUGCGAGGCGUUCGAAGGGUGCGCCGGGAUUUUCCACACCUCGGCGUUUGCUGAUCCGGCCGGGAUCUCUGGCUACACCAAAGCGAUGGCGCAGAUAGAAGUGAAGGUGAGCGAGAGCGUGAUGGCGGCGUGCACGAGGACACCGUCGGUGAGAAAGUGCGUCCUCACAUCGUCGCUUCUGGCCUGCGUAUGGCGAGACACCGCGCGGAACCACCUCACCAACGUAAUCAGCCACGAUUGCUGGAGUGAUGAAGCCUUGUGCGCGAGCAAGAAGCUAUGGUAUGCCCUGGGCAAGCUCAAGGCUGAGAAAGUUGCUUGGAAAAUAGCAGAAGAAAAGGGACUUAAGCUGGCCACGAUCUGCCCUGCUCUCAUCACUGGUCCUCAGUUCAUCAACAGGAAUCCAACAGCUACAAUUGCAUAUCUUAAGGGUGCCAAGGAAAUGUACUCGGAUGGUGUAUUAGCAACGGUGGACGUGACGACACUGGCAGAUGCUCACGUGCGCGUGUUCGAGGCGAUGAUCAAGACCGCAUCAGGGAGGUACAUCUGCUUCGAUCGGGUGAUCGACGGCGAGGAUGACGCGGCGAGGCUGGCAGGGGAAAUGGGGAUGCCGGUCGAUAAGAUCCGCGGGGGAGGAGAGGGCGAAUCGUCCAGGGAACCACGGCCGAGGUUGGAAUUGUCAAACCGGAAGCUUUCUUGCCUCAUGUCGAGAUCGCUACGUCCAUGUUACGAUGAGUCGAGAACAGUCUGAUUUUGUUCCUAUUGCAAUGUCCGCUUUGUUUACCACGUCCUGUCCAUGUAAAGGCCGAGAACGAUGCAGAUGAAUAUAAAUUUUGCAGUUAGAUUUUCAGAAA
Molecule: messenger RNA, 1395 nt
Organism: Syzygium oleosum
Lineage: Eukaryota; Viridiplantae; Streptophyta; Magnoliopsida; Myrtales; Myrtaceae
Product: cinnamoyl-CoA reductase-like SNL6
Exons: 5
Coding region: 159-1292 (377 amino acids)
Biological process (GO): steroid biosynthetic process
Molecular function (GO): 3-beta-hydroxy-Delta5-steroid dehydrogenase (NAD+) activity
Source: RefSeq, a predicted model, not a curated record